Heterostelium album PN500 is the source of this 981-nucleotide messenger RNA. RefSeq lists its product as uncharacterized. The record is from RefSeq and is a predicted model, not a curated record. Bases 1 to 981 code for a protein of 326 amino acids. NCBI's taxonomy places the organism in Eukaryota, Evosea, Eumycetozoa, Acytosteliales, Acytosteliaceae. The transcript has a single exon.
AUGGCAUCAAAUAAAUAUUAUGGAUCACCAAUUCCACCUCCAAACUACCAGAGACGACCACAACCAAAUUACUACCAAGGAGUACAUCCAAUACCUGCAACAUAUCCACCAAAAGGAGGAAUGGUACUGCCUCCUUCGCCAAGUAUGCUAAAUGAGCAGUUUAUUACACCUCAAGGUAUUCAGGUAACUUUCAACCCAGAGACAGGUCAAUAUAAAGCAUAUGAACAAAAAACAUUUAUAAAUGCACCGCUCUCCGCUCAUGAAAUAGCAAUUGGAAAGCAUCAAGGUCCACCGACACAACCUCAGUUUCUGCCAAAGAAUAUGCAAGCUCAACCAUAUGGUCCACCACCACAAGGAAUGUAUCAACAACCUCAACAAAGACCUCCCCAACAAAGACCAGGAAUGCAAGCUCCACCUCCACCACCACAACCACAACAAUUCCAACAAAGACCGGGAAUGCAAGCUCCACCUCCACCACCACAAUCACAACAAGGAAUGUAUCGACAACCUCAGCAGAGACCACCUCAACAGCAGAUGCCAUAUCCACAAAGUGUACCACUUCCUCCUCCACAAAGACAACAACAACAACAACAACAACAACCACAACAAAUGCCUUCGUAUAUGCAAAGAUUCCAAAGUCAAAAGUUUGUUGCAGAUCCUAAUAGCAAUAGAGGACCACCACCUCCACCACAACUAAAUGGAUAUAACAUGGCACAAGCACCUAUGCAACAACAACAGAAAACAACGGCUAUUCCCCAACAACCACCAAUGAAUGCAAAUCCAAAUGUAUAUAAUGUAAAUAAACCACCAAGUAUCCAAACAGAGGCACAACCAACAGCUGUUACAGAUCAAGAACCAUUCGCCUUACCACCACUUAAAUCAAGUGCAGUACCACCAAAAACGAAUGAAGUACCAAAACUAGAGGAAAUACCAUCAAGUUCUGCAUCCUCGAAAGUUCCACCACCUACACCUACCAUCUAA